Hippoglossus stenolepis (Pacific halibut) is the source of this 1523-nucleotide messenger RNA. RefSeq names its product zygote arrest 1-like (gene zar1l). Gene Ontology annotation, molecular function: mRNA base-pairing post-transcriptional repressor activity. The record is from RefSeq and is a predicted model, not a curated record. Gene Ontology annotation, biological process: translation. The transcript is spliced from 4 exons. Gene Ontology annotation, cellular component: cytoplasm. Bases 91 to 1017 code for a protein of 308 amino acids. Lineage: Eukaryota; Metazoa; Chordata; Actinopteri; Pleuronectiformes; Pleuronectidae.
UCUACAGAGCAACCUAAUUGCGUCGUGCACGCUCCUGUUCUUAAUCAACCAAUCAGCGCCGCAGCUGUUUAAACGUUUGCAGGAAGAAGCAUGGACGGGUUUCACGGCUCCAGGAUGGAGGGCUUCCUCACCACGUUGCCACCCUUCAGCCACUGCGGGGUCCCGGGCUGCGUUCCGCCGGCCCCGGGCAGCACCUGGGGGAAGCGAGGCGGCCGCUUCAUGACCCCGCACGACCUGGACUACCUGGAGCUCUGCAGGGCCGGCCUGUCCCAGGUGGGCCCCAGAGCUAUGCCCGACCCGCUGCUACGCUGGGCCAACACCAACGAGUGCGGGGUGCAGGUGAACAACAAGGUGGAUAAAACCGUGCAGUGCUCGCUGGGUCCCAAGACGCUGCUGGGCCUGGCGAGCGAACCACCCGGGGCCUCAAAGUUCGCCCAAAUCCCGGUUCCGGAGCUCGGCCCCGCCCGGAAGUGGCAGUACGACACGCCGCCGCGGUUCCUCAGGCCCGUGUCCGUCUACUCGCCGGGGUUUGACCCCAGGUUGUUCACGAUGGAAGCCAGAGACGACGACAGGAGUGCGGGAGAAGCCGAGGCCGCCGAGCACUACGAGUCGUACUGGGAGGGAGAGCCGUACCACAGCAGCGAGGACACUGGGAAUAACUUGGAGACAAGUUUCAGACAGUUCCCAAAGGGCGCCAUUUCCCAGUUCCUGGAGCAGAGGUACGGCUUUUUCCACUGCAAGAAGUGCAACAUCCGGUGGGAGAGUGCUUAUGUAUGGUGCAUCUCUGGAACCAGGAAGGUGUACUACAAGCAGCUCUGCCGGAAGUGUCAGGUGGGGAUAAACCCCUACAGAGUGGAGCCCAUCAUCUGCAAGGCCUGCGGUCUGACUUCCUGCUGCUGUGACAAGAAGCACAGACACGUCAACAUGAACAGACCUCACCGUCAGGACCUGUGCUGUCGCUGCAGGGGCAUGAGGCUGCCCUGCGACUCCACCUACAGCUUCAAGUACACCUUCUGAGCUCCGCGCUCUGUUCCGGAGUCACCCGUUCCUCACGUGGCUCCGACUGCAUCUGUUAAAGAGUCGAGGCCCCAUCACGUGUGUUUGACCUGUACGUGUCAUGAUGGGCAGUUGCCUCCAGUUACAGACUUUAACAGAUUUAUUUGUUCUCCAACCAGCGAGUAGCUGAAUUUCAAAAAGCAUCUCUACAGGGCUCUGUUUCCCUCCGUUCAUCCUGGUGCGUAAGUUCACGUGAAAAUGUUAUUUUGCUAAAAGAAAGUUUAAGAGAUUAACAUUGCACCUCAAAUGUGAAACUGUUGUAGAUUAUUACUUCCAAGGUUGUAUUGUCUUUCCUGCUUGUUUGUGUGUGUGAGCAGUUUGUUAAUUUCUCAACAAAUGGUUCAAAGCUCUUCAUGGAAACAAUCAGCCAUAAUGUUAAGUGCUAAUAUCUAAGAGCAGGUGAAAUUUAAAAGCAGUCUGCAGAAGUGUUCUAUGCAAUAUGGUGAUAAAGUUGUCUAUCAUCCACA